This is a messenger RNA of Gavialis gangeticus (Gharial), 2871 nucleotides long. RefSeq names its product differentially expressed in FDCP 8 homolog (gene DEF8). The coding region runs from base 21 to 1376 and encodes 451 amino acids. The record is from RefSeq and is a predicted model, not a curated record. The transcript has 11 exons. Lineage: Eukaryota; Metazoa; Chordata; Crocodylia; Gavialidae.
CUCCGGCAGGUGGGCCUGCUAUGGAAUAUGAUGAGAAGCUGGCGCGCUUUCGACAGGCUCAUCUCAACCCCUUCAACAAGCAGCUGGGGCAGGGCCAGCAUGAGCAGAAGGCCGGGGACGCUACCGAGGACCUGGGCCAUCGAGAGGUGCUGCUGGAUCUGUCGCAGGCGGAGCCGGAGUUUCAGUGCACGGAGCGCGUGAUGGACCUGGGCCUGGCUGAGGACCACUUCUCCCGCCCUGUGGGCCUCUUCCUGGCCUCGGACAUCCAGCAGCUGCGGCAGGCCAUCGAGGAGUGCAAGCGGGUGAUCCUGGAGCUGCCCGAGCACUCGGAGAGGCAGAAAGACGCCGUCGUGCGCCUCAUCCACCUGCGCCUCAAGCUCCAGGAGCUGAAGGACCCCAGUGAGGAUGAGCCCAACAUCCGGGUGCUGCUGGAGCACCGCUUUUACAAGGAGAAGAGCAAGAGUGUCAAGCAGACGUGUGACAAGUGCAGCACCAUCAUCUGGGGCCUCAUCCAGACCUGGUACACUUGCACUGGGUGCUACUACCGCUGCCACAGCAAGUGUCUGAACCUCAUCACCAAGCCCUGUGUGCGCUCCAAGGUGAGUCACCAGGCUGAGUAUGAGCUGAGCAUCUGCCCCGAGACCGGGCUGGACAGCCAGGACUACCGGUGCGCCGAGUGCCGGGCACCCAUCUCUCUCCGGGGUGUGCCCAGCGAGGCCCGGCAGUGCGACUACACGGGCCUGUACUACUGCAGCAGCUGCCACUGGAAUGACCUGGCUGUCAUCCCUGCCCGUGUCAUCCACAACUGGGACUUUGAACCCCGCAAGGUGUCACGCUGCAGCAUGCGCUACCUCACCCUGAUGUUGUCACGCCCGGUGCUCAAGCUGCGGGAGAUAAACCCUCUGCUCUUCAACUAUGUGGAGGAGCUGGUGGAGAUCAGGAAGCUGCGCCAGGACAUCCUGCUCAUGAAGCCCUACUUCAUCACCUGCAAGGAGGCCAUGGAGGCGCGGCUGCUGCUUCAGCUGCAGGACCGGCAGCACUUUGUGGAGAAUGAUGAGAUGUACUCGCUGCAGGACCUGGUGGACGUGCAGGCUGGGCGCCUGGGCUGCUCGCUCACCGAGAUCCACACCCUCUUCGCCAAGCACAUCAAGCUGGACUGCGAGAGGUGCCAGGCCAAGGGCUUCGUGUGCGAGCUCUGCAAGGAGGGCGAUGUGCUCUUCCCCUUCGACAGCCACACCUCGGUCUGCACUGACUGCUCUGCCGUCUUCCACAGGGACUGCUACUACGACAACUCGACCACUUGCCCCAAGUGCGCCCGGCUCAUGCUGCGCAAGCAGUUGCUCUUCCGGGACCCCAACACCAAGGUGGAGGCUUAGGGCCAUGCCCAGCCCGCCAGCAUCAUGGAGCCUCAGCAAGGGGAGGAGUAGUAGGACCGUGGCCAGCCGGUCUGUAUGUACUUUGGAUGGCAGGCCUGGACGGGCUGCUUCCACCCCUGGACUUGCUGCCUUGGCGUGACUCAAAACUGCCUGGGAUGGGGCUUGUGCAGCUGCUAGGCCCUUUUUGCCACCACACGGCAAGUGCUGGGCCCUGCUGACUGUGGGGGCCACCCAGCUGCAUGAGGCAGUGCACUGGACAGGCUCCCCAGGGUGGUGUUGUGUACCAGGGGAUGCACCCAUCGCAGAGCCUGGGCUUGGUCUGCCUCAGCCCCAGCCUGCACCUUCCUGCUGGCCCCGGUGAAGGGGCAUCUGUGCUGUGCCGGGCCAUGGGGCUGUCAUCUACUGCGGGGAGUUUUCUGCCUCCUUGUCUCUCUUGCUGCCACCACUGGGCUGGGGCUAGGAAGUUCAGCUUCCCCAAAGACACAACUAUGCUCUCUCUAGCAGGGCAGGUGGCCUGGGGUGAGUGUAUUCAAAGCACCCUGUUACCUGGGCUCUGGCUCCGUGGCCUGGCUCAGGGCAUGGGGUUGGGGGAGCCCUACAUGUUCAUUAGGGGUGUGCAAGGGCCUGUGCCCAAGGCACCUGCCCCCAGCACACAAGUGUUCACACUGCACCUGCGCUAGCACUACAUAUCCCCAGCCGCAGCCACAGAGGGUGCUGGUCUUGGUGCCUCCUUAAACACUAAUUUCACAUCAGUCUCCAGUGGGGUGGGCGGGGGCUGCAGGGCUCAGGCUACAAUUGUUGAGUGCUGCCUUGUCCCAUGGAAGGCUGGACCCGCCAGGAGAAGGGGCCCCUGCCCGACAGAGUAGGCUACAUCCUGUCGCCACUCACAUCGAGCCUGCCCUGACCUCUCCUUGUUCCAAAUUCGUGUGGAAACGUCUCUGCCUGUCCUAGAGAUGCUGAUGGAGACCUCCAUAGGGCCAGACAGCAGACAGGCCCCAGCUGGGCUGUCCCUGGGGCCCCUAGUAGGGGCUGCUGGGGUCUUAGCUGCCUUGGGGGCAGGGGCACAGCCUUUCCAGGGCAGCUAAGGCAAGUGAGGGGCUUCUAACUUGCCAGAAACAGCGUCUUGCCCCCAGUGAGGGCAGGGGGCUGAGACGUAAAGCAGUAGAGGAGGGCUGAGCUGUGAAGUCCCUCCUGGACUGGGGCUGGCUGGCAGCUCCCGUCCCCGCUCCACUCGUGUAGCACUGCUGCCCUCAAGCUCCCUGUACCCCAAGACAGCCUGGAUCUUAGACCCCAGCUCUAUCCCUGCGACCCUGGGGCUGCUCCCUUCACCUAUCCUCUGUCGUCCUCAUCGGAAGAAACAUUCCACAGUGCAUCUGAUCCCCCCCCCCAAAACACACACACUUGAACACAUCCUUGUUGCAAAUGAAAACGCUGCUAAAGUUUCACAGGAGCAUUAACUCGGUGUCUGCACAAUGUAGCAUUUUCUAUUCCUGUU